CAGGGCUCUGCUGUCCUGCAGCUGCCAGCACCUGCUCUUGUUUCUUGUUUCCACAUCUGGAUUAAUUUUGGGGAAAAGCCUCACAGAAAGCUUUUGGUUUGGAGGACCUCUGCUGUCAUCAUGUCAACAGUUGUCCAGGUCGAGCCAGUCAUGGAGAGGACGUAUGGAGGAGUUGGACGCUGCAAGUGCUCAUUUUGGUUUGCAGUGGCCCACGACAUACUCGGUGUGUUCAUCAUGAUGGUGGGGGUGUUUGGAGGCCUGAUUAUCCACGACUUGUUCAUCUACGCCGGGGCCAUCAUCAUCUUUCUCAGCCUGAUCUGGUGGGUGUUCUGGUACUCCGGGAACAUUGAGGUACCUCCUGAGGAGCUGGAGGAUGACGUGGGCUUGAUGAAACUGAAGAAACGUGGAAUAAGCCGGGCUGUGAGGCGCAUGUCCGACCGCCUCUCCAAUGGGCUCAGGAACUCUUUCAGAAGGAAUGGUGGACCUUUCAGAGAGGGCCCCACGGGCAACAACACAUCUUCAAACACUGGACAGCCGCCAAGCACAGAAUUUUCGCUCUCCACUAUCUUUGACUCCUCCUUUACCUCCUCAUCAAAAGAACUUGUGAGAGAGCCGCUGUCAAUAUGAACUAACCAUCAAAGACUUUUAAUAACACCAAGAGACUCUAAGCUUGGAUAAUAUUUGUGUCCUUUCUCAUUAGUUUAUUCUGUUGAAAAGGAUUUUGUGUUUGCUCUGCUAAUAUGCUAAUGAUUACACAGCAAUGAAGUCUUGUCUAGAUAAGAUCCACAUGCUCUUAUCUACCUGAUAAGGUUUAAACCUUGCACCAUAACACAGUGCUGCAAAUGACCAUAGCUUUCUCGUUAGUCGGUAUUUUAUUAUAUUUGUUAUAUAAGGAUAUGUUAUCUGAAGGAUGUUUUUUCUUGUUUAUUAUAUAUUAUAUAUAUCUAAAGAUACAUUUAAACUUCACACUUACUAUUUAAUCAUCUGUCUAUAGAUAAAGUACAGAAAAACUAAACACACCGGUGAUGUGAACGUGUGUUUUUUAUUUCAAUAAAUAUCUUCUAUGAAGCAAAUGUAACCUAAAUUUCCUCUGGAGCAAUAUCACUUUUAUUAUGAGGCCACUUUUGAGGACAUUACAUAGAGUUACAUUCAUUUCCUAGAGACUUACUCAAACCCUAACCUUAACCACUGACCCAAAAUUGGGGACACAGCUUUUGUUCCCAAUGAACUGGUACCAAGUCUGAAAUUUGUAACCUAUGAUAGAUACACUCACUCAGGCAGUUCCCAGGAUAGAUAGUUGCAAGGCAUCUAUUUUAACUUGUAAGCAAAAUACAUAUAAAGUUAAUCUAUUUCUGCCUUUACACUGUUUAGUUAAUAGGUGUUCAAGUUCGUAAAGUUUUACAUUUUUGUUUGACUUAAAAUGCAUAUCAGGCACACAGAUCAUGAACCAUGUCCCAGUUAUAUAGCAUGCUUAUCAUUGUUCCAACUUCAUGACAAUGCCAACAUAAAUCAUCUCUUGAUUUGGGUCUAUUCAUUCCGCUUGGGUACCAGUGGUAAUGAUUAAGGAUCUUGGUGAAAUGCAGUACAGCUUCAUUCCAUUGUUGUUGUUCAGUGUAUUCCACCAAUAUCUGUCUCCCAAGACAAUGGCACGUCUGAUGAAGUCAUAGAAAAUUGAUGUGCCCCCGCUCUUUAAGGCUGACAUGUUGUAGUUGGCUUUGAAUUUCAGAGACUGUGUUGAGACCAGAUCUUAGCAGUGAGAGGUGGCAAUGCCUGAGCUGGAGAGACAGAAAUCUUUACUUGCCAGAUUGUAAUAUUGUUAUAAAUACUCAAAGAUAAAUGUGACCGUCUUCAUAUAAGUCCCUUAAUUACAGGAUUCCUGCUUUAGUCUCGUUAGUACCAGCAGAACAGCUUGUUGGCUAUAAUCUUAGAGUUAAACCAUACUGAUGUUUCAGAUGUCAAAUACAGAUAACUUUUAACAUAACUGUGUGCCAUUUUCCAACUUUCUCUAGAAAAUUCUAAUACCGGGUUAUGAACCGGCAAAGACCGACCUGUCUGUGUCACAAAUGUUUGAAUAUCAGGGGCUCUGUAAGGGGGUUUGAUGCAUUUUGACAGCCGUGCAAGUGAGAAUGAGCAAUGAUACCAAUCUAACCUAUAUGAAGAGAGAGUCCCCUGAUGUCUUUGAGUAUAGUUUAGUGCAAUUAAAGAAAGGCUAUUUCCCUUGACAUCUAAACAAUUCAACACAUUUAUUAAAUUCUUUGAGGAGCUGUUCAAAAAGGCAGAGUGGUAUCACAUGCAGUAAUUAUGUAGUUGACCUUUGGUAUUAUAACCAUUUUUAUUACAGUUUCACUUAAUUGCUUACACACUAAAACUGGGCCUGUUAACUAAACAUCCCAAACCAUGACACCGUCUACCAAAAUACAGAAAACUAUAAACACCAUCACCGUGUUUUCACUCAUGUGCUCAUUGAGAAAGCACAGGCAUUCAAUAACAUUAA
This is a messenger RNA of Scomber japonicus (chub mackerel), 2494 nucleotides long. RefSeq names its product transmembrane protein 238-like. Bases 121 to 627 code for a protein of 168 amino acids. The record is from RefSeq and is a predicted model, not a curated record. The transcript has a single exon. NCBI's taxonomy places the organism in Eukaryota, Metazoa, Chordata, Actinopteri, Scombriformes, Scombridae.